Molecule: messenger RNA, 615 nt
Organism: Lichtheimia ornata
Lineage: Eukaryota; Fungi; Mucoromycota; Mucoromycetes; Mucorales; Lichtheimiaceae
Product: NAD(P)H:quinone oxidoreductase, type IV
Exons: 5
Coding region: 1-615 (204 amino acids)
Molecular function (GO): NAD(P)H dehydrogenase (quinone) activity; FMN binding
Source: RefSeq, a predicted model, not a curated record
AUGGCACCCACCGUUUACAUUGUAAUUUACACCCUUUACCAUCACGUAUACAAGCUAGCUCUUGAGGUACAGAAAGGAUUGGAAGCCGUUGGUGUGGAAGUUAAGCUGUUCCAAGUGGCCGAAACUCUCUCUGAUGAGAUUCUUACCAAAAUGCACGCACCAGCCAAGCCCGAUCUACCGGUGAUUUCGGUAGAGCAGUUGACCGAGCCUGAUGGCCUCAUCUUUGGUAUCCCAACGCGAUUUGGUUCUUGCCCAGCACAAAUCAAGGCACUUUUGGAUGCCACCGGCAAGUUGUGGGCUACAGGUGCGUUGUCAGGCAAAUUUGCAGGCACCUUUUUCUCUACUGCUUCCCAACAUGGAGGUCAAGAAACAACAUCGCUUACAACCAUUACAUACUUUGCCCAUCAUGGAAUGAUUUACGUACCAUUUGGUUUCGCUCAUACCGCUCUUUUUGACAACUCUGAAGUUGUGGGUGGUUCUGCAUAUGGUGCUGGUACCGUUGCCAACGGUGAUGGUUCUCGCCAGCCAACAGAGAAAGAGCUUGACAUUGCCAGAACUCAAGGUGAAAACUUUGGCAAAGUUGUUGCCACGUACGUCAAGGGCAAAGGCGCAUAA